Molecule: messenger RNA, 672 nt
Organism: Chilo suppressalis (striped riceborer)
Lineage: Eukaryota; Metazoa; Arthropoda; Insecta; Lepidoptera; Crambidae
Source: the annotation of a GenBank genome assembly
AUGGCUAAAAUAUUCGAGACCAGGAUGGCAGAGUUCCAGGCUGAACUGAAACAAGCUACUGCAUCACGUAAGAAUUCUAACACAAUUGCUGCACUCAACACUGAAUUUGUGAAUUUCAAAGCAUUUGUUUGCAACGGUCUUGCUGUUCUUCGUGCCGAAUUGGAUUCACUCUGUAAUCGCAUGGACCGGAUUGAAAUGCGCUUCAGACGUAAAAUGUUAUUGGUCCAUGGCAUCCCUGAGAAGAAAGAUGAAGAUACUUGUGCUACUGUAGUCUCCACUUUGGCAACAAAAUGUAAGAUCCAGAGUUUAACUGUGGACAACAUUGCAUCAAGCUAUCGUAUGGGUAAGCAGGGCAAUAGCAAGCCUCGGCCCAUUGUUGUUAAAUUUAGUGAUUUUUCUGUGCGCACUAAACUAUGGAAAAAUAAAGCUGCUCUGAAGGGAUCUAAAAUCACACUUUCCGAAUUUUUGACGGCUGCAAGGGAUAAAUUUGGUAUUUCCAAUUGCUGGACCCAGGACGGGACUAUUCAUGCCAAGACGGAGGGUGGCGGAAGACGCAAGGUGGAAUCUCUGGCUUAUCUACGCACCAUUAUAGCAAGCGCAAGUACCACCUCUAAUACCACCACCAGUAACGCCACUAUCACAUCCUGUAACACCGGCACCACCUUCGAUUAA